GUGUGAACGUAGCUUUUUAGACAUCUAAAUGUAGCCUAGACGACGGAUCUAAAAUCAGGCUACCACAGGUCUAAAAAUGAAAGUUUUUUAGACAUUAAAUUUAGACCAAGUCUACAUCUGGGCUAUACCUAUACCACACUGUAUAUUGCUCAACGGCUAUCAUAAUUAUUUUGGUUACAUACUUAGAUCAGUUAGAGAUCAGUUAUUCUACUUACAGUUGCUUUUUGAGAUAAAUAGUUAUCGAAUAAUAGGUUGAAGUGCAACGUCUUAAUUCCUUUUAAAAGUAUACAGAAUCUAGACGGUUGAAUUUCGGUCUAAAAAAAAACUAGACGUCUAUUGCUCAGUGGGUUGCAACAGUUUAGAUCAUAAAGCGGCUUCAACAGCGCUCUUGGUAUUAGGUGUUAAUCACAUUAAUCAGACUUAAAUGCUUUGAUAUUGGAUUUUACUGCAAAAUCUCUCAAAAAGUUAAAUUUAUGACUGUAACCAUGGAAGAUAGCUGGAGUAGUUCUAAAAUCAUCAUUUAUAUCUCUUAAGUGAAUCUCCACCCUUAUUUAAACUUUGACUGUCAGACUGAUGGAACUCAAAAAGGACUCGCCUCAUUAAGAUUACAAAUGUCCCAUACCAAAUGAGGAUUAAACAUGAGAACAUGGAAACUACUUUGAGGUAAAACUGAAGCUGCUGAAGUCAAAUCAUUACAGGUGCAUCAGGAGAGCUGAAAUUAUCUCCUCCAUGGCUUUAAAUCCCUCACUGACUGGGCCUGGAUUAAACUGAUAUGCAGAAUUUGUCAUCAGGGUGUCACAAUCAGGACUCUAACCCUCCCCACCAAACACCUGCACAGUCUUCACUGACAUGUUUUGGCAUCAGGCAGCAUUUUUUGGCAGGGAACCAGCUCUCACCUUGAGGUCCUGUUGUUUUGAGGUUUUUGGCCAGGGAAGUUGGUGGUCUCUAAAAAGUUAACUCUCAGACUGAUUCAAAGUGUAAUGGAGGUAAAUGAAGACCUUACAAUAACUGAAGCACUUCAUGUCAGCUAAGAAAAGCUACUCAGCACAGAUUUCACAGAGAGAUUUUGUCUGCUGCUCUCUCCAAAUUUGGUUUAGAGUUUCAGCUUGUCAGUGUUGAUGAUCAGUUUUAGUGGUGACUCGUCGUUGGGGACCUCAAAUAUCAUGCGCAGACAUCAGUACAAUGUGAUGUAAAGUAGAUUGGGGGUUGGGGUUAUGUGCAGGAAGAAGCACUGAUGAAGUCUCUGACAUCUAAAUCCUACAAAGCUUUUGUGACUGAAUUUUAAAUUGUGCCAAGAAAAGAAACUGGUCAGUGACACUCAAGUUAACUUUGUAACUUUAGUUAUCCUGUGACGUUACUGUUAACCUUCCUCCUGUGUUAGCUUUUACUACGCACCCACCAUGUUUAGGGUCAGUUAAGACCCGUGUCUUAAAUCAGCUGUAAAUUACACUAAAACAUUUCUCUAUCAUCCAAUGUGGUUCUCAUCUCUAGGUUACCUUAUUAGGCUUCAUUAUCCAUGAAAAUAUUGCUUAUAAAAGUUUUUGUAGUGGGCCUCUGGGCCUUUUUUUGUCAGUAUACCACUCACACAGACAUCUAUACUGAACUGAUCUCACAUGUCUGGACAUGCCUGAAGCUGUUUUUCAAGUUUUUCCUCGCCACUGUUACUCAUGUUAGAUGAGAUGGGCCAAAUCCCAUCUUAGGUUGGGUCUUGAUAAUUCAUCAAACAAUGAGCGUGAUCUAGACCUGCUCUUGUUCUUUGAAAAGCGUCUUGGGAUGAUGACUGUUGUGAAUUGGCGCUAUAAAAAUAAAAUUUGAUUGAUUGAUUGAUUGAUUGAUGCAGGGAAAAAAUUUCCUUAAUCUCACAUGAUUAGAAGAGGAUCUGACUGUCAGUGUGGUGACUGACAGUGCACAUAUGAUUUCAGUUUUUGCUCUGAUUAUUAGAUAUUGAUCUAAGCGGGUCAACAGUGACCCUAACACAACAAGUGCCAUAAUUCUAAUAGGAGCAUUUUAUAAUUUAGUCAAUUUAAUUAAUUUAUUUUGUUGAUACAGAGGUUUCUGACAAAGUCAAAAAGUCUCGAUCUAAAAAAGCUAAUCUAAGUGGUUCUUUUAAGCAUUUGAAACAGACCCUGACACAGGAGGAGGGUUAAGUCUUUGUUUAUUAAUCAUAUUUACGUUCACCUCUUUGAUGAUCUUUGACCUCCUACAUGAUUUGAUAUGUUGGGGAUAGAUGUGAAUCCAGGGUGUGAUUAUAACCUCACUCUGUCACUUCCUAUUGGCCUUCACGUCCUCUAGUGGUCGUUUGCAGACAUGACAGUGAAUUGGAGGAAACUUUUCCCCUUCCCUCGUCAGGAUCAUCACCUGGUAUUUUGAUCUUUUUGUCACACACUCGUGCUGAAUAAAGAAAACUGCGCGUAAUAAUGUCAGCUUGUAAGACAUGUCAGUUUAUUGGCUUUAUUCUCUUCUUUUUUCCCAAUAAGAGCGGACUCCUUAUCACACCUCAUUUUACAAAUGUCAUGGAUCACACACCUCUGCAGGUUGAAGGCAGCCCUGCGUGUGUGUGCGUGCUGUGGAUGUCAACUUCCCAUUUUAUUCUCAUCUAUUUGCAGCUCGUGCCACGCCCUCCACAGUCCGCGGAAUAAAGUUCAACAAGUGUCCUCCUGCCUGAGACCAACCGCAGCACCCUAUCAGAGACGGACAGAGUCGAUACUAAGACAACAAAUAAUACUAAUAAUUUUCUAUUAGACCUGGGCAAAAAGGCAAGAAGAUGUCGGGUGUCUUUUGUAUCUGACUUUGUGGAGAGAGACAGGUUUCAGCGCUUUAACUUCAGCAGCAGAGGGGCUUACAGAGGAGUACAGAGGCCGUCAGGGUGAAUGAUGGCUGGAUGUUGUGUUUCUGCGGAGGAGCGAGAGAACCAGAGGAUCAGUGAGGAGAUCGAGAAGCAGCUGCGGAAAGACAAGAAGGAUUCACGCAGGGAGCUGAAGCUGCUGCUGUUAGGUGAGCACCCCUGAGCUUACACAGGUUUGUGAGGUUCGAUGGAUGAGUUUGCGCAUUAGUUGUAGUUCAAGUUCAUGAAUUGUGUUACGAAGUUUCAUAUCUGCUCUCUACACUUCCUUUCUCCUCACUCCUCUCUGCUGUCCGGAUGUGGUGCAGAGCGAGCUGGCACAUCCAGCACAUCCUGGAUGUUAGCUGUACGCUCCUCUUGGUUUUACGCACCAGGGAGAGACUGAUGUGAAACCUCCUGGAUUCAGUUUUCUAGUGGGCUCACCCAAUAUCAAAGAGACUCAAAACUACCUACAGUUAAUUUACAGGAAGUACAGAUCAUGAUUAUCUUAUGCAAUGGAAUAAAAGUAUGAUUGUAUGUAAACUGAGACUGGCGUUCAAAUAUGGGCUAAAUGUGCGUUUGGAGAUGAGUUUUGUCCCACGGUGGAGUGGAGUUACUAUAAGAGUGUCUAAUCGACCUUCAUUGGCUUUAAACUCCAAAUUUAUGUCAGAUUAUGUGAGCACAGUUAGGGGUAAACAGAUGUCAAAAGGGGUCAUGAUCAAACUGUCAUGAGCCAGGGUUCAACAAAAGAAAAGGACCCAGAACAAGAACUUAAUUAAAAAGAACUAAAUAAAAAGCAACAAAAACUUAAUUUAAAAUGUGCAACAAAGAAAUCCAAAAGGAACAACUGGGGACACAAGCAUACACGCGCACACACAUCAACAUACAAUGAACCAACCAGGAAAGGGACUAUAUACACACACACUGGGAAACGAGCAACAGGUGAGGCAGACGAGACACAGGUGAAACUCAUGAGUGAUUAACAAAAGGAAGGAAAACUAGAGAAGAAACACAAGGAAUCAACUACUACAAAAUAAAAUGGGAAACACUGAGAACUGAUGUAAAGAAUAAAACAGAGAACAUGAGGGAAACAGGGUCAGACACAAACUGAAAACUCACAAGACUGGAUCACAGAAACACCAGGAAAAACCCAAAGAAAAUACACUCUAAUAACAAAACUAAAUCAACUGAACAUAUUGUGACACAAACUUUACAACAGAGAGUCUUAAAGUGUUUUAGUCUUUCUCUUGUUACUGUAAGAGAGUUGACUUGGUCUUCUCUGAUCUGUCUGAAUACGGCCUGGAGACUUGUAUUAUCAACAUUAUAUUUGUUUACUUGCUUUUGGUUCACUUGACACAUUUGGUAAAGGUGUGGGAAAAGUGUUCCCACAUACUUUCCACAGAGCACCCAUGACCUUUUGGAGGAUAAACAUGGAGUAACUGGACGAGCACUUCAGGUACAGGAGUCAGUGUUGGGCCUCGGCCUGCGGUGUGUUAGAAAGCCAGAACUAGCUGCUGCGGGCGCACCUCAUGCAAACAUCAUGCAAAUGCCCUGUAUGCAGGAUGUGAGCCGUUCCUCUGCAUCUGCUGCUCUCUUGGAAAGAUCUGAGUAGUGAGUCUCUGCCGAAACCUGUACAACAAAUCAGCAUUUAAUUUGCUCAACAAGUCUUCCCAAGUGUUACCCUCGAUCGACAAUCUUCAAUAUUUCUCAAAACAGUUUCAGACUCACUUCUUGACCUGGUCAGAGUGUCUCAGAGCUCUCUGUGGGUUUCAUUAGGACAGAAACUCAAAGCCAGGUCUCUAGAGAAAAUGAGUAGGAAGAAGGAGACAAGGAGAUCAACAUGUUGAUCAUACUUGGGUUUAAGUAAUGUUUGUUUAGCUUAGUUGAUGUUGGACAGCGAGAGAGUUCUAAAGUUAAAUGUUCUUCAGCUCACAGGCCUUUGAGAUAACUUUGGACAUGGAUUAAAACGGCUUUUUGUGGUUUUCAUUUAUGCCAGAGAUUUCCCGUCACCUGCUGGAUUAGUGUCAGGUAUCAGCUGAUUGUCGUUUUUAUCUCCUCAUAUUCACUCCAUGUUAACAUUUCACCAUGUCACAUCACAGCAUUCCCUAAACCAGGAAGUGUGUGUAAGGUUGUAAUGUGGUCGGACCUGCAUGUGUGUGAGAGUGUGUCAUGUCGACUGACUGACUGACUGUGUUUUCACUUGUGUGUGUGUGUGUGUGUGUGUGUGUGUGUGUGUAUGAGUGUGUGUGUGUGUGUGUGUGUGUGUGUGUGUGUGUGUGUGUGUAUGAGUGUGUGUGUGUGAUAUCAGAAAAUCUUUAUUGACAAGUGACCAUUUUUCGAAGUCUUCUUCUGGUCUUGUUUUAAAUAAAUGGCUCCCCCUGUUUACUUUGGAGAUCCCACUUGGAUCAAUCAAUUCAUCAAUCUUUAUUUAUAUAGCGCCAAUCCACACAAGAGUUAUCCCAAUGCACUAAUCAAAAACUCACUAAACUCACAAAGACUUACUCUCAUCCCAUCUUCAACCACAUGAGUGAAGCACUUAACAGCAUCUAUCAAGUUACAGUGGAGAGGAAAAACUCCCAUUAACAGGCAGAAACCUCGGGCAGAACCAGACUGAUGUUGGACAGUCGUCUGCUGAGACUACGUUGUGUCUAGAAUACAUCCAAGGAAAGUUAAACCCCCCACAUAAAACAUGAUGCAUUACUGCUGAAAUAAACUUCAAUUUUAAUUUUUGAACCAAAAAAAUUGAGGACAAAAAUGUUUCUACAGAGAGUUUAGUAAAAUAUUCGCAAAGUGGGUUGUGAUGAUUUUAAUUGAUUAUGUGCAAACGUAAUACAAACAACAAUAUUCAAUUAAAUAACUAUUAACAAUAAAAAUGAUAAUAACAUGCUGCUUCAUGCUCAUUGGGAUAUAGAUACAAACCACCAAAAUGCAGCAUUAAUAUCAAUCAUACCACCCCUUCACUAUACAUUUUCCUGCUUAUCACCUGGCAACAAAAAGACAAAAACAUGUUGAAGAAGAAGACUGAUGUAAAGAUGAUUUUAUAAAUUUAAAAAGGAUUUAUGUAAAUUAAAGUUACAGUUUUAUGUCAAAGUUGUCGUACUUUGUGUGAAAUAGAUGGAAUUCCCAUCUAUAUAUCUUUAUCAUUUGAAUAAUAUAUAAUCAACAGGCCAUGACGUUAUGAUUCGUAAAUGUAUCUUGUAAAAGCUGAAGAGACACUUUGAGAGAGAAAGGAAUAAAGAAAUUUACCUACAGAAUAUUUGAUACUGGCGAGUGUGUUUGACUGAAAGAGUUAAGCCAGUUUGAUAACCAGUGACAGCUUUGGUGAGAGUCUGUAAAUAGCAAACUACUCCUCACUGAUAAUUUUCUAUAUAACUUGAAAAUGAACACUUUCAUUCAAAUAGUACUGAAAUAAAAAUAAAAGUAUAGUUCAAGCCAUUAAAGAUUACAUCCUAUAUUUGUUUGUCAUCAUAUCAUCUGGACAUGUGGCAACAACAAUAACACAUGUUGUCCUUUCAUGAUCAAAAUAAACAUGACAGUAAAACUUAACAAACAGUGAUAAGAGAGUGAGGCCUCAGAGCUCAUUUAAGACGGACUCUGUCAGGAUGAUUUGCCUCCAUCUCAGUUUUCCUUCCUCUCCUCAUCUCUAAGAAACUUGACUUGUAAACAAGGUACAUUCAAAUGCGAAGGAUUUGUCUAAGCCUUGUUUGUGAAGAUGUAAAGAUUUAAGUAUUCAUGGUGCCAUGCAAAGCAGCCAGGAAAAUAGAGAAGAGCCGCGGUGUUGCAUGAGGGCUCCUCGCAGUGCUGAGAAACAGGGACACACACGAGUGUACAAUCACACACAAACAGACACACAUGCGUAGGCUAACCUCACCCUGCGCAUAUGACAAGAGUCUUAACACACUAACGCAGCAACUUUCAAUAUUCAGGUCUGUUGAGAAGCACGAAUUUGUUAAACAAAUGAUUCAGCAUCAUGUGGUCUGAAGGAGUAAAUCAGGAGCUUGAGCCGUAUGAGACGAAGCAGAACGUGAUGGAGACUGUGAAAGAGAGGGACUGUGUGAGUUAACUGGGUAAAAAAAUCAGCAAAAAUACAGACUGGUCCUUUAAUCGGGGGGUACAGGUUGGAUUAAUUGCUUUUUUAAAAUAAGAUUAUAGUUUUUUUCAACCCAUAACGAACACGCUGAUGCCUGUAUGUGCCGAUAACAAUGUUUGACCUCAACAGAGAAAGUUUAAUGUUCAGUAUACUGCUCAUAAACACAGUACACAACAGUUCUUCACAACAGUAUUUAUACUUCUGUGAAAUUAUGCUGUGUUCCAUAUGCAAAUAUUAUUUGAAUGUUAAUUUUAGUUUAUAAUAAGAUCUCUGCUCACUGGGUACUCUUAUUACCUGGUUUUCACGAGUGGAUUUGGCCCUCACUGUUUCCAUAAGGUACUGGAGAGAGUGGGAAAAGCACCUUCAUCAAACAGAUGAGGAUCAUCCACGGUGGAGGAUACACAGAUGAGGACAAGAGGAGCUACGCUAAACUGGUCUACCAGAACAUCUUCACAUCUAUGCAGUCCAUGGUCCGAGCCAUGGAGAUGCUUAACAUAGCCUUCACUGACGCCGGCAACCAGGUACACACUGAAGCACACUGAGUCUACGCACAGCUUCACUUGAAUCUCACAUGUGUGAAGCUCAGUUUUAAUUUUGGAAAUUUAGGAAACUAUAAAAAGAUGCAGGAUACAAGAGAGAUAUUUGAGACGUUAAAAGUUGCUGUUUCAGAGAAGAAAAUGACCUAAAUAAAGCUGUUGGACAGAGGCAAAAGUUAUGCGUGAUAUCUAAAAUACUUCAGUUUUUCUGCUUGUGCGUCCAUAGAGCCAUGCAAACUCUAUCCUGGAGGUGGAGGUGGAUAAGGUGGAGGACAUGGAUCCCAACCUGACGGCAGCAGUGAGGAGUCUGUGGGACGAUCCAGGAAUACAGGAGUGCUACGACCGGCGCAGAGAGUACCAGCUGUCUGACUCCACCAAAUAGUACGUCUCUGACACAACAACUUCUCAGCUGUUAUAGUGUUUGAGUUGACCAAGAUUUAUCCUGUUACAAAUCCUCUCUGAAGUUGUCUCUCUUUUCUCUCUUGUCAUGGAAUUAGAAAAUUGCACAGAGGGUGUGGAUGUAGAAAAGAUGGAGCAGUUCUCCUGGCUCAUAGUUGUCAUGUUCAACUGAGUGCACAUGGUAUAAAAAGCAAUUUCCUUUUUCCUUGUCUUCAGCUAUCUCACAGACCUGGACCGGAUCGCACAGCCCUCUUACUUACCUGACCUGCAGGACAUCCUUAGAGUCCGAGUGCCGACCACAGGGAUCAUUGAAUACCCCUUUGACAUGGAGAACGUCAUCUUCAGGUGAGGUGUCAGUAAAUUCAUGCAUGCUAUUUGAAAUGUAUCACAGAUGACCCCCUCUGAUGGUGCUGUGAUUGACAGGAUGGUGGAUGUGGGGGGUCAAAGGUCAGAGAGGAGAAAGUGGAUCCAUUGCUUCGAGAACGUCACCUCCAUCAUCUUCCUGGUGGCUCUCAGCGAGUACGACCAGGUCCUCGCAGAGUGCGACAAUGAGGUGAGGGCUCGGCUCAUCAGCAGACCAGGAUCCAGACUGAGAGAAGUCAAACGUGAUCACUGUCGCCUUUUUCUGUGCUGUGUUUCCAGAACCGUAUGGAGGAGAGCAAAGCUCUGUUUAAAACCAUCAUCACCUAUCCCUGGUUCCAGCGCUCCUCUGUUAUACUCUUCCUCAACAAGACCGACAUCCUCAAAGAGAAGAUCCUGUACUCUCAUUUAUCCACAUACUUCCCAGAAUUCUCAGGUACGGACUGCAAGAUAUUAAGUGAAAUAUGAUCUAAAAUAUACAAAAGGGAAAUCAAUACAGAAAUUUAAUGACAGUGGUUCAGAUUGAAGGAAACUGUGGAUACAGCAUAUUACUAAAUCUCCUCCCAAAUGUCCUCACAGUGCCUUUAAAGUAGGGCGACCAUAUAUGAAUCCCCAGAAAGAGGACAGGACUAUGCGUGUGUGGAGUCACGGAGUCGCACAAAGUUAAUUUUGAGAGCUUUUGGGUCGUAACAAGUGUCUUUUAUGCACUUCUUACUGAGUAAGUCCAUGUGACCCAAACUUGAAACUUCCACACAAAACCCUGAACAUUUGAAGGAUUUUAUCACCCUAUUGAAAGGCUCAUAUUAUAUAGGGUGACCAUAUGUCCUUUUUUACCCGGACAUGUCCGCUUUUUUGGGGGCUGUCCGGCUUUGUGCUGGGAAGUUUAUAAAAUCCUUCAAAUGUCCACAGUUUUGUACGCAAGUUUCAAUUUUGAGGCCUGUAAAAAACACUCGUUACGACCCGAAAUACUCUCGAAAUUAACCUCAUGCCACUCCAUGACUCCGUCCCUGCAUAGUCUUGUCCUCUUUUUGGGAAGUCAGAAUAUGGCCACCCUAGUAUUAUAUUACAAUAAGAUUUUUUUAAAAGUCAAAACUGAAUAAGGAGUUUCUUUUGUUUGUACACUGAGUGAUUUCUCUAUAACUCUGUUGGAAUCUUGUAAAUCUACCCAAAAAGGAAUCUCUGUGUCCUUCUCAACAAUGGGAUGGAGCACCAAAGGUUAAAAAACAACAGCCAGGUCAGCAGUCUUGGGUCAAUGAGGAGGUGAUUUUAUUAAUCAUGUAAAAUGUGAGUGAAAUCAGCAAAAGCAACUAAACAAAAGGUCUAACCACGGAAGUAAACUGUUACCAGCCCCACACACACCUGGAAAUGGGUUACUCUUUUUAAAACACACUCAGGAGCGCCACACUGACCACUCAAGCACAGGUGAACUCACUUGACGUAAUCAGGGUGCUGUGGGGAGAGUGGGUCUGGUGGAAAACAGUCAAAAACAUGUUAAAAAACAGAAUUCAAAGAGACUGUUGUUAGUUUUGCAUUAAAAUAAUGCAGCAUAAACCCCACUUUAUUUAGCAACAUGGUCACUGUUUAUUGCACUUCAUAGACAAUGCUAUAAGUUGUUAUGAUAGGGCCACAAACAAACAGAAAAAUAAGUCCUCUAACAGGUCCUUGUCUAUUUGUAAUUCCCGCCUUUUGUCUCCAUCAUGCAGAGCUUUAUUUGUCACAAAGAUGUUAAAAUAUCAACCUUUAAUUUCAGGACCUCAGCAGGAUCCAACAGCAGCUCAAGAGUUCAUCCUGAAAAUGUACCAAGAACAAAACCCUGACAAGGACAAGACGCUCUACCCUCACUUCACCUGCGCCACCGACACAGAGAACAUCCGUUUUGUCUUCGUGGCCGUCAAAGACACCAUCCUGAGGCACAACCUGAAGGAGUUCAACCUGGUGUAGAUAAGAGACGGAGGAAACGGAGGGCAAAAACAGAACAAUUAGAUUUGAUUUAGUCCCUCCUUGUUACCUUAUCACUGAAAAGAUUCUGACUAUUUACUGCAGAUCUUCAUGACACAGGAAAGUUGGUGUUGAAUUGUUGUGAUGUAAAGUUUGUUUCGUUUUGUUUCAUAGUUUUUGUCCGAGUCUGAGCGGCAUUUUCACUCAACUUGAAAAGAGCAGAUUAUAUACUUCUUAAAUACAGAUAUCAUGAAUUGGAUACUGGCCCUUUGGUUUAAUAUUCAGGCAUCUGAUCAUGAGUUGCUUUUAAGUUUUAUUCUUUUAAUGUUAUAAAACACUUUCCUCUCUCACUGUGCCGUUAGUGCCUUAUUUACUCAGGACAGUUACAGCCACUGAUUCAUGACGUUAUUUUAGAUGUAAAUAGUUCAACUUGUGCUUUUUGAACCAAACCUGACUGUCUGUGAGAAGAAACUGAAAUGAUAUUUAUUAACAUUUUAAAUAAACAGAUGUAGUGACUGAACGAG
This is a messenger RNA of Xyrichtys novacula (pearly razorfish), 10668 nucleotides long. The record is from the annotation of a GenBank genome assembly. NCBI's taxonomy places the organism in Eukaryota, Metazoa, Chordata, Actinopteri, Labriformes, Labridae.